This is a messenger RNA of Mesocricetus auratus (golden hamster), 3739 nucleotides long. RefSeq names its product interferon-inducible GTPase 1. Bases 179 to 1444 code for a protein of 421 amino acids. Lineage: Eukaryota; Metazoa; Chordata; Mammalia; Rodentia; Cricetidae. The transcript is spliced from 2 exons. Gene Ontology annotation, biological process: cellular response to interferon-beta; defense response. The record is from RefSeq and is a predicted model, not a curated record. Gene Ontology annotation, cellular component: endoplasmic reticulum membrane. Gene Ontology annotation, molecular function: GTP binding; GTPase activity.
ACCCGGAAGAGUGUGUUAGUCGUGCCAAAUUGGCAUGAACCUGAUACUUUCCACAGAGGAAGCUGGGGUGGGUUCCUGAAAAGAGACUGGAGCACAGUGGACAGUGGUUCCUGCAGCUGAACUGCAGUGAACGCAUACACUGGACUCAGGAUUUUCUGUUCACUUUUCCAACACAGCCAUGGGUCAGUUAUUCUCUAAUACCAAUAAUAAUGAAGACCAUGGAGAUUUGGAUUUCAACUUCACUGCAUAUUUUAAGAAGAUUAAGAAAGAAAACAAAAUCAUUUCUCAGGAAACCAUCUGUUCAAUUGAGCUAUACCUGGCAAAAGGAGACAUUCAGGGGGCAAACUCAGUAAUCAGUGAUGCAUUAAAAACUAUUGAUAGUGCCCCAAUAAACAUUGCUGUGACAGGAGAGUCUGGGACAGGCAAGUCCAGCUUCAUCAAUGCCCUAAGGGGGGUUAAGCAUGAAGAAGAAGGUGCAGCUGAAGUUGGAGUAAUAGAGACAACCAUGAAGAUAACUUCAUACAAGCACCCCAGAAUUAAAAAUUUGAAUAUAUGGGACCUGCCUGGUGUUGGAACUCUGAAAUUUCCACCAAAAAAUUAUCUGAAGAGAGUAGAAUUCCAAAAGUAUGACUUCUUCAUUAUAGUUUCUGCUGCUCGUUUUACAAAACUUGAACUAGAUCUUGCCAAAACAAUCAGAUUAAUGAAAAAGAAUUACUACUUUGUGAGAACCAAGGUGGACUUUGAUUUAUACAAUGAAAAGAAAUGCAAACCACAUACCUUUGACAGAGAAAAGAUCCUACAGCAGAUCCGAAGCUCCUAUGUGAAUACCUUUAGGGACAAUAAAAUGGACACCCCACAGAUUUUCUUGAUUUCCAACCACAGUUUAUCUGACUAUGAUUUUCCAGUCCUGAUGGACACUCUGACUGAUGAUCUUUCUAAUCAAAAGCGCCACAAUUUUGUGCUUUCCUUGCCUAAUAUUACAGAGGCAGCCAUUCAAAGAAAGUAUGAUAUUUUGGAGCAGUUUAUCUUGUUACAAUCUUCCAUGUUUGGAUGGUUCAGCUUUCUUAAUGUGCUGGGCAAUGACUGUGACAUGGAGAAUCUGGUGGCAAGUUUAAACCACUAUCGAGUCCUCUUUGGAGUGGAUGAUGUGUCCCUGGAAGUCAUUGCUAAGGAUUCCCAGGUGCCUGUUGAACAACUGAAAAAAAUCAUUCAAUCUCCUUAUUUGUUGGAAAAUAAGAAUGAAGAAACAUUAGAAGAAAAGCUUUCCAAAUAUUUGGAGAAAUUAUCCUCAACUACUGGUGGGCUCCUUGGUACAGGUCUUUAUUUUAGGAAAAGCUUUUACUUUCAACUUCUUUUUCUUGACACAGUGACUGAAGAUGCCAAAGUUCUCCUUCGAGAGACGUUUAAAAAACUAGUUCAAGCUCAACCUGUCCACAGCCACUGACUGUGACAAUAUCAAAUGGUUCAUACCAGAGAGUAAAUUAUCCUCUAACAUAUUUUCUCUACACUGGCUAAUUCACUGUCACCAUGGGAAAAUUUAAAAAUAAGGGUCAUAUGUGUUAAUAUGUUAGAUCCUGACAAUCCCCAAUCCUUCUUCAACUCUACAUACCCCCAUAGGUUCCUCUGUGUCUUUCCACUUCACAUCACACUUUAAUACACACAUACAUAUACAUGCACAUAUGCAUGCACACACACACAGACUUACACACACAUGCACACACGCAGCACCCAAACAUGCACAAGUACAUGCGCACAAGAUAUGAAUAGGUGUUUUGUAGCAAUUUCCUCCUAAUCAAAACAGCCUAAGAAAGACUCGUGAAGCUCAGGGCUUUAUGCUCAGUGCAUAAAGCACUUGACAUGUACAUUUGAUGAUCAGAGCUCAGUUUCCAGAACCCACAUAAACGUGGAGUGUAAUUCUGCACUCAGAAGACAGAGACAGUGGAACCACAGACCAAGCUGGCUAGCUAGAGUGUACAUAUCUGCCAGUUUUGGUUUCAAUUGAGAGACUCAGUUGAUGACAAAGGUAGAAAACAAACAAGGAGGAGGCCCAGUGUAAGUCUGAAAUACUCACACACAUGUAAAUAUGCACAAACAAGACACAUUUUAAUAUGAAAUAAAAUAAGAUUCAGAAAGAAAACUGCAAUCUAAGAUAUUCAAAGGAUUCAUGAAGCUCCCAUCAAGGUUAUAUAAUCUGUAUGAUUUUGAGGGAGAUGGGGAUGCAAUUCAGACCAGCUGAGGUGUCUGCAAAUCCCGAUGGGAGGUCCAUGGCUGCAGCUGUGGUUGAGCUUUUCAGUGCUGCAGGUGCUACUGAGUCAUCAGUGCUCCUGUAAGCAACACUCACUCUAAUAAACUCACUUAGUAUUCAUGAAGCUAGACCUGGAAGAAAAUGUUUCUUUGGUCCAUCAUGGUUGCCUAGAUAGGGUGAAUAGACAUUUGCUUGUAUCUCCACCUGCCUUCAAAUCAUAUAACACAAUAAAUGCUUUGAAUAGGGAUCUGAAGAACCAAAACUGAGUUGAGGAAGACUAGUUGUCUCAUCCUUACAACAGGCUUACCAUGUGAUCAGCCUCCUCAGUCUGAGAGAGAGAGAUAUUUAACACAGACAUAGGACUCAGUAUCUCAUUCAGGAAAAGAGAUGUGAAAAUAAUGUUGUCCCCUGGGGAACAGAACACAGCACUGGUGUGGCUCUAACAGAAAGGGGAUGCUCCAAAGACUCACACUAGAACAGGACUCUAUUACAUGAGUCAUAGUUGCCAACAAAAUAACAUUUGGAAACCCACAGUGAUGAGGCAUGAUGAUGCAGUGACUCUGGACACUGGGGUAAAGGGACAGGUGGGUGACUAGGCUCUUUAAAGUCAGUUGAUUAAGAAGAAGAAAAUAAGCAGGAAAUGGCAGGGCAGAGCUGAGCCUUGGGUCUUGAGAUCAUGGGGCAGUGUCCAAUUUUGUUAGUGAGAUUUCUGCAGAAGAGGAAGGUAAGUGUUCUUCCUAUGGGACUGGUCUCUGAACAAAGCCAGAGGCUCAGUCAGAUAAGACCGUUGAUGACUAUUCUCCUUCAGCAGCCUGCACAGCUGAGAAACUGGGGUUAGUGUCUAAAAUUAAAAACACAUUUUUAAAUAAAAUAAACAAAAAGUAAAAAAUAAAAAUUCUGCUAUGUAUAUGUAUCCCAUUCUCAUCACCUUUUUUCAGUUGAUGGACAUCUAGAUUGUUUCCAUUUCCUGGCUAAGUUGAAUAGAGUAGUAAUGAACAUGAAUGAGCACUGGUAUGGAGUGCUUCUGAGUCCCAGUUGGGUGUGGCUCCUGGGGAUUCCUAGUGGAAUGGCUUUCUAGGUAUUGGGGCUGUGAUGAUUAUUCUUGGUUGUCAACUUGACUACAUCUGAAGUUAACUGGAGCCCAGGUGACUGGGUAUGCUUGUGAGGAAUUUUUUCUUGGUUAGAUCAUUUGAGGUGGGAAGAUACAUCUUUAAUCUGGGGCAUACCUUUUGGUAGCAGCCUAUAGAAGACAUGGAAGUAGGAGGCUUUUGCCUUGUCUGCUUACUCUGAUUCUCACCAGCAAGUUUGUUCCUUCACUGGUGUUAAAGACUACUUCUUUGGAAUUCUGGCAUACACUGAAGACCAGCUGAGACAUCCAGUCUUGGGGACUGAACAACUCCUGGAUUCUUGGACUUUCUGUUAGUAUACAGCCAUUAUUGGACUAGCUUGACCACAGCUAGUAGUCUACUCUAAUAAACCAUAUAUUUAGAUCUA